Messenger RNA from Cherax quadricarinatus, 1337 nucleotides. RefSeq lists its product as uncharacterized. The record is from RefSeq and is a predicted model, not a curated record. Lineage: Eukaryota; Metazoa; Arthropoda; Malacostraca; Decapoda; Parastacidae.
CAUCAGUACAGCUAGCGACGCUGAGGGAGUCGGUUGUACGGAGCUUCCUCUUGUUACCCACUUAUUCAGAAGGUGGAAGCAAGAGAACAUAAUGGAGAGUAUUGCUGUUGCUGCACCUGCCAUGACCCUAUCUGCAGAGGCACCACUUAUAAGUAUGCUCCCAGAAAUUGAGGACACAGCAAGUCAAAAUAUUCUCAGUAGAAAGCGUAGGACAAAUUUCGCUGACAUUUCAGAUCUUAAUUCCGAUGGAAACUUCCAGAAAGAGAUGGUUUUUGCCUUUGCUGCUGCUAUGUUAUCCACCAUCCCAAUUCUCCUCGGAAAUGAGAAUGACAUUAAUGCUGGAGUCAGGAAAAAGCGACAAAUAGGACCUUACCAGGAGCUCCAUGAUCCAGACUUCAGAUCAUACAUUUCUUACACCCAAUCUCCAGAAGAGUUCAGUACCAUGCCAUUUUUCUCAGGAUAUACCUACAAGAGGAUCAUGACCUCUUCCCCAGGCACAGACUUCUUCCACAUUCACAACAGCUCAACGACGACACCUGAUACUGACGAAGAUGCUACAGCACCCCUAAGAGAAGAGACUGGAGUGGUGAAUGAUGCUCUAGGUGAGCUCCUGAAGGAUCUUUUGAAAUGGUCCCAGGAGAAGGUGAAGAACAAGCCACUGUUACCCUUGCUGAUUGAUCUUGCACUAGACAAGUAUUCAGGAAAUCCAAACCCUGCUGAUAAACUUGUUAGAACUGCAUACAAGAAAUGGAAGAACUACUGGUACUGAUUGAAUAGUACUCUAGCAUGUGUUAGAACUUAGUGACCUUUCUCUCUCCAUAUGCAAACAAAUUAUAAUCACAUCAUAAAUUGAUAAACUGGGAAGCAAACUACAAGCAUUCAAGGGAAACCAUUUUAUCAACAAUUUUAACCUUGAUUAUGCUUAACCUGAUUUUAAAGACAGUUCUUAAAAUGUGUAACUGUUGUGCAAGCUUCCAUGACUGAAAAUCUCUACUUAAGAACCUAAGCGCCUAAUCAACAAAACUGGGAUCUAAGUGUCGAGUGCAUUCAUUUUUUUUCCAUGGAUUGAGGGGGUUAAUGUUAAUCACUGCUGUCAUUGUCUUCAUUAUAAUUCAUCUUCAUUAUUUCGUUAUGUAUUUCAUUCUCAGUAGGAACCAAAUGGGGAACACCUUCCUGAACUUCUCAGGUAAAGUUUGGGGCAUUCAAUAAAUGUAAACAUGCAUUUUUUUUAUUUACCCAAUGGGCAUUAUUUCGAUUAACAAACUAGAUUAAGUAUAUGGUGUGGCUACUCUGAAUGAAUUUUAAUGGAAAUUAAUUUUCAUGAUCACAAAAAAAAU